Trachemys scripta elegans is the source of this 2842-nucleotide messenger RNA. RefSeq names its product MORC family CW-type zinc finger 4 (gene MORC4). Gene Ontology annotation, molecular function: ATP hydrolysis activity; zinc ion binding. The transcript is spliced from 15 exons. The record is from RefSeq and is a predicted model, not a curated record. Gene Ontology annotation, cellular component: nucleoplasm; nucleus. Bases 123 to 2768 code for a protein of 881 amino acids. NCBI's taxonomy places the organism in Eukaryota, Metazoa, Chordata, Testudines, Emydidae.
CCAGGUUUUUUUCUUUCACAGACAAUGCCUCAGAUCCAGGUGUGACGGCUAAGCUCCUCUGCAUUGAUGUUGUGGAGAUCAAGGGGGAGCUUUGUUUGACUUUCACAGAUAAUGGUGCUGGAAUGACGCCUCACAAACUUCACCGUAUGCUCAGCUUUGGCUUCACAGACAAGGCAGUGAAGAAGAACCACCCAUCCAUUGGAGUGUAUGGUAAUGGUUUCAAGUCAGGCUCCAUGCGUCUGGGAAAGGAUGCCAUUGUCUUCACCAAGAAUGGAGGUGCACUCAGCGUGGGGCUCCUUUCGCAGACCUAUUUGGAACGUGUCCAUGCUCAGGCUGUUGUUGUCCCGGUGAUACCAUUCAACCAGCAAAACAAGAAAAUGAUUGUUACGGAAGACUCUGGGCCCAGCCUCGAGGCCAUCCUGAAACAUACGCUCUUCAGUACUGAGGAGGAGUUGCUUGCUCAGUUUGAUGCAAUUCCAGGCAAAAAGGGCACACGGAUCCUCAUCUGGAACAUCCGCAGAAAUAAAGAUGGGAAGCCUGAAUUGGACUUUGAUACAGACCAGUAUGACAUUCGGAUAUCAGACUUCAGCACGGAGGAAUCAGAGAAUGCUGGGAGGAAGGUUCCUCCUCGCCUUGAGAAGGUUCAAGAGUCCUCUGCACCAGAAACCGAGUACUCCUUACGGGCAUACUGCAGUAUCUUGUACCUGAAGCCCCGCAUGCAGAUUGUUCUGCGACAGAAGAAAGUGAAGACUCAGCUGAUCUCCAAGAGCUUGGCUAAUAUUGAAUAUGAUGUGUACAGACCUACCUCCACGAACAAGAGGGUGAAGAUCACCUUUGGGUUCAAUUGCAAGAACAAUAGCCACUUUGGGAUCAUGAUGUACCACAACAACCGACUCAUCAAGUCCUACGAGAAAGUGGGCUGCCAAAUGAAGGGGGAUGGCAUGGGCGUGAUCGGGGUGAUUGAAUGCAACUUCUUGAAACCAGCACACAACAAACAGGACUUUGAAGAAAGCAAGGAAUACCGACGGACAAUUACUGCACUGGGACAGAAACUCAACACUUAUUGGAAGGCGAAGGUGGCACAGAUGAACUUGGGUAGUUCCAGUGCUGCCAAUGUGAUAGCAGGGAGACCAGACCAGACUUGGGUGCAGUGUGAGGAGUGUUUGAAAUGGAGGAAGCUCCCUGACAAGGUUGAUCCUGCAUCAUUACCUGAAAAGUGGUUCUGUCAUCUCCAUCCCCACCCCAAGUACAAAAGCUGCUCAGCACCUGAGGAGCAGGAGCCCAGUGAUGAGGAGAUGAGCCCUAGCUAUGACCGAAAAUUCAGGAAACAAGAGCAGACCGCAGAGAGAAAGAGGAGGAGGUCGUCGUCAUCUUUGGAGAACCUGGAACACGAGGUAUUAUCCACUACACCAGAGCCCUGUCCUGCUCAGAAUAACAGUGUAACACGUGUGGCAAAGCAAGAGCCUGCAGAAGAGGGGCCUGAUGGGAUUGCUGGCUCUCUCACUCCUCCCCCUGCUCUUGACAAGAUCGGUGCUGUCUGUCUGACCACUGGGCCUUUGGAGCAAAAUAUACCACAGACAGCUUCAAGCAAGCAUAAGCUGUCCACAGAAGAAGAGCUGCUGGAAAAGCGGAAGCGAUAUCAGGAGCAGGUAGACCCAUCCCCCCCAGAUCUGACCAGUCCCAGCCCCCCAACUUCUUUUGAAAGGGAGAGCUCCACUGAAGUGGACCAGGACCAGUUAUGCAGCGAGUCUGACAAGGAUGAUGAGAGUGUAGAGGGGAGCAUAGACUCCUGCCUAGUCAGAGAACAUCUGGAUGCACUCAGUGGAACCAACCAAGCUGGGGAUGCUUCACACAAUGGGGGUCUCUGUCCUACCAAAGAGACUCCAGCAAGUCUCGGUCACUUUGAAGGAGAGCAAAAGGAGACUGCAGUGGUCCAGGCGGAACUGGAAGAAGAAAUGCCGGCCUUAAUAUCAGAAAGCCAGGCAGCAGAUAAGAGUGUCUGUGUAAAUACAUGUGGGAACGUGGAGGAGGUGGACAAGAGGCCCUUCGUGGCUGUUGUUGGUAUUUCAAAGGCUGCUGCGGAUGGUGAGGCUCCCAUUCAGCUAAUCCCCUUUGGGUGGGAGGAGAGACUCGAUAAAGCAAAGGUUGAGGUGAAGGCCCGGAGCCACAAUGAUCCUCCCCGUGAUGGGGACAGAGGAGGAGGAGACCUGCAGGUACCAAAGACCACAAAUCAGAGGGAUAUGGUGGAGCAGGAGGAGCUGAGACAAACUGUGGAGAAUUUCUCGGUGGAGCUGAAGAGGGUCUCAGCAGAACGGGAUUUGCUCCAGGGCAAGGUGGAGGAACUAGAACAGGAGAAGUGCCACUUGGAGACAGAUUUCUUGAAAAGCCAACAGGAGUUGGCAACUCUCAGGGCCCAGGAGACCGAAGGCUUGUACUGGAGCAAGAAACACAUGGGUUACCGCCAGGCUGAACUGCAAGAGCUGAAGGCUCAGCUGGAGAGGACCAUAGAGGAAAAGACCGAGCUGAAGGAGCGGCUCAAGGAGACAGAGAUGCACCUGGAGGUGCUUAGGGAGGCACAUGUCUCCUGCAGGAGCCCAGAGAGGGGAGACUUGAAAAGCACUAUGGAGAAGCUGAAGAACCUGCGUAGGAAUGUCAGCCAGCUCCUCUCACUGGUCCUCCCUCACCUAGAACUGCAGGAUGUUAACUAUGAGUCAGACCAGAUUGAUGAGAUCUUGCAGACAGUGUUGGAGACGAACAGGAUGUCAUAGUAGCCCUUCCCCCAUGCUGCCAUUGUGCCUUUUUGUAUAGUUUCUUUAAUAAACCCAUAAGUUUUUCAUCCUAA